UGCACCCUCUAUGUCGCCGUUGAUGACGUCACUACCGGUUCGAGCGCCUUCGUGGGUAUCGACCCGGAGAGUCUUCGAGGAAAAGCUUCAGGAUCUCCACAAAUGCUCCGAUUUUAGCCAGGUGAAGCAGCUUCACGCGCAGAUCAUUCGGAGGAAUCUCCAUGGAGAUCUAUACAUCGCUCCUAAGCUCAUCUCCGCUCUUUCCCUCUGCCGACAAAUGGCUUUGUCUGUUAGGGUUUUCAAUCAUGUUGACGAGCCCAAUGCUCAUCUCUGCAAUACUUUGAUUCGGGCUCAUGUGCAGAACUCGCAACCGCACCAAGCUUUCGCUGUUUUCUCCGAAAUGCAGAAAAAUGGUGUCUUCGCCGAUAAUUUCACUUACCCAUUUCUGUUGAAGGCGUGUUCAGGUCAACCAUGGUUGCCCGUGGUGAGACUGAUUCAUAAUCACAUCGAAAAAUUGGGGCUUUUGUCCGAUAUAUUUGUUCCGAAUGCCCUUAUCGAUUGUUAUUCAAAAUGUGGUGCUUUGGGUGUUAAAGCUGCGAUGAAGUUGUUCUUGACGAUGGAAGAGAGGGAUACCGUGACUUGGAACUCCAUGCUUGGUGGAUUGGUAAAAGCCGGAGAAAUGGAGAUAGCUCUCCAGUUGUUCGACAAAAUGCCUCACAGAGAUUUGAUUAGUUGGAAUACAAUGUUAGAUGGCUAUGCGAAGUGCAAAGACAUGAGUAGAGCGUUCGAACUGUUCGAGCAAAUGCCUGAGAGAAACACGGUGUCUUGGUCGACCAUGGUUAUGGGUUAUAGCAAAGCCGGAGACAUGGAAAUGGCUCGAUUUCUGUUUGAUAAGAUGCCGGUUAAAAAUUUAGUCACCUGGACCAUAAUUGUAGCCGGGUAUGCGGAAAAGGGGCUUGUGAAGGAUGCCAAUGGAUUGGUUGAUCAAAUGAUGGCUACUGGUCUGAAAUUUGAUGCUGCAGCAGCGAUUAGUAUCUUGUCUGCUUGUGCUGAGUCUGGUUUGCUCAGUUUAGGGAUGAGAGUUCACUCCAUAAUUAAAGGGUCUAAGCUCAGUUCUGACACUUAUGUGUUAAAUGCAUUAACUGAUAUGUAUGCAAAAUGUGGAAGCCUCGAAAAAGCAUUUGACUUGUUUAACAAGAUGCCUAAGAAGGACCUCGUCUCUUGGAAUGCCAUGAUUCAAGGCAUGGGUGUGCACGGCCAUGGCAAGGAAGCUCUUGAGCUUUUCUCUGGGAUGCUAAGAGAAGGGAUUCGCCCUGAUAAGUUCACUUUUGUUGCUGUUUUGUGUGCUUGCACUCACACGGGUCUCAUCGAUGAGGGUAUCAAUUACUUCUACUCUAUGGAGAAAGAGUAUAGGCUUGUUCCACAAGUCGAACACUAUGGUUGUCUUGUUGACCUUUUGAGCCGAGGUGGUAGACUAAAGGAAGCUAUUAAGGUUAUCCAGACAAUGCCCAUGGAGCCAAAUGUUGUUAUUUGGGGUGCUCUUCUUGCAGCGUGUCGGAUACAUAACGCUACGGAUAUUGCCAAGGAGCUAUUAGAUCAUUUGGUUAGGUUAGAUCCUUCCGAUCCUGGAAACUACUCAAUGCUGUCAAAUAUUCUUGCAGCAGCGGAGGAUUGGGAUGGAGUUGCUAAUAUAAGGGCAAAGAUGAAGAGUAUUGGCGUAGAAAAAACAUCAGGGGCUAGUUCGAUUGAACUCGGUGAUGGGGUACAUGAAUUUACCGUGUUUGACAAAUCACACCCGAAAUCCGAUCAAAUAUAUCAGAUGGUUCGUAGGCUAGUUGAAGAUCUCCGGAAAGUUGAUCACUCACAAAAAGUUUUUUCGCCGGAAAUCAACGAGAUGAUUGCUGUUGGAUGAUCCGAUUAGUUAGAGCUUGCGUGGCAAGAAUUUCGCCUGGUGUGGUUUCUGCCAUUCUACAUACAAGUCUUCCUGGAUCCGAAAUCUGUUACCAUAUAGGUGCAUUAGUUGAAAUACUUAUUCAUAUUGAAAGGAUGGUCUGAACUGUUGUUUAUCUACAUAUGUAUUACAAACUUGCAUGAGUUCUCUGAUGUACAGACUGUAUAAUUAGCUAAUACAGGAUUAUUCUUGUUCUUCA
Molecule: messenger RNA, 2090 nt
Organism: Tarenaya hassleriana
Lineage: Eukaryota; Viridiplantae; Streptophyta; Magnoliopsida; Brassicales; Cleomaceae
Product: pentatricopeptide repeat-containing protein At3g29230
Exons: 2
Coding region: 11-1852 (613 amino acids)
Biological process (GO): RNA modification
Molecular function (GO): protein binding; RNA binding
Source: RefSeq, a predicted model, not a curated record